AUGAUCAGACUAUGCAACGGACCCCUUGAGACCCUCGAUGGUCUUCAGCAGCAGGGGUUUUCAAUUUGGAGCUCAAAGCCGGCCAUGCCACUAAGCAAUCCCGAAUACGAUAUUCUCAGCAACCAGGGUGCGUUUGUGCUUCCGCUUCAAUGGCUAUGCCAUAUCUUGCUUGAGGCAUACUUUGCCUAUAUCGCUCCAACAGUACCGAUUCUUAACCGUGGCGAGUUCAUGCAAAGUUUCUUCUCAUCACAUAGCGAACAACGUACCUUUUCCCAUCUCUUGGUCAACGCCGUUUUGUUGGCAGGCUGCAGAGUAUGCAGUCAUCCAUGUAUCAGGGAUGGAGACGGGUCAACUCAACGAUUGUCGAGUCUGUUUUAUCAACGCGCAAAAGCGCUAUACGAUGCCGAGUAUGAAUCUGACAAGGUCUGCGUGGUACAGGCUCUCACAUUACUGGGCUGGUACUGGGAAGGCCCAGAGGGUAUUAUGGAUAAUUCAUUCCACUGGACGCAAGUCGCCAUUACUGUCGCUCGAGGCUUGGGGAUGCAUCGAAGCAUGAAGAAUUCCGGGUUGCCUGGUCACGAAAAGCGCCUCAGGAAGCGUAUCUGGUGGACGCUUUUCUGCCGUGAGCGCACUCUGGCCCUCUCACGAGGCAGGCCGUUCACAAUCCGCGAGAGCGAUACAGAUAUUGAAGAGGUUACUGCGGAUGACUUUGAAGAGCUCCCUCAUUCUCGUGAGGAUGUUACCGUUCGCUAUUUCCUGCAAUACAUCAAGCUUAGCCGCUUGGUUGGGGAGAUUCUUCAGCAGCGACAGCUAUUUUCAAAGACUACUUUGACUCCCUCUUCUUCUUCCUCCCUGCGUCUAAAGCACAAAUUAGAAUUUGAACACAGGCUUCACAGCUGGUACGAUGAGUUGCCGGCAGAUCUUCGUUGGGAGCCGGCGAACCAAGAUAUCUGGUCGUCGAUAUUGCAACUAUACUACUACGCUGUCCUGUGUCUUCUUUACAUUGUUCCUACUCACAAGGGUACAUCGGCUAUUCUUGCUCGCGAUGUAGGCAGCAGGACAGAGCAGCACUUUGGCCUUCGCAGAGCAACGACAGACGCGUCCAUGAUUAGUUGUAUUCUUGCGAAACUGCGAGCAUUUGGACAAAUCAACUUUGUCCCUUGUUUCACUGUUUACAGCGCUUGUGUAGCGAUGAUUGUGCACGCCAAUGAAAUCCUGCACCCGAUGAAUGAUGAGGACGAUGUCGAUGCCGCUGCUCAUCGUAUACAGCUUGAAAUAUGUAUAAACGCGCUGGGUGAUUUAUCAAAGAGUUGGCUUGUUGCUGAGCUUUGCCUUGAUAUUGCAUCUCCCGUUAUAGAUAGACUACGAACAUAUCGAAUGGUGGUCUGA
Talaromyces rugulosus is the source of this 1389-nucleotide messenger RNA. RefSeq lists its product as uncharacterized. Lineage: Eukaryota; Fungi; Ascomycota; Eurotiomycetes; Eurotiales; Trichocomaceae. Gene Ontology annotation, molecular function: DNA binding; zinc ion binding. The transcript has 5 exons. The record is from RefSeq and is a predicted model, not a curated record. Gene Ontology annotation, biological process: DNA-templated transcription. The coding region runs from base 1 to 1389 and encodes 462 amino acids.